AUGUCUAAUGAUUAUGAAAAAAAGAGGUCUGCCCUAACAGUGUCCACAGCGUCUAUCGAUGCAUAUUCUGAUGAGUUGAAAAGGAUCGAAAACAAAAAUGAUGUACAACCCAUGAAAGGAUGGAUGAAGAAGAAAAGCCCUGCUCUCCUCAAGGGUUGGCAAAAGCGUUACUUCAUGCUCAUUGAGAACAUGCAGGAAGGCCCCUGGAAAUUGGUGUAUUUUGAUAAUGAUAAAACCGACACUAAGCCUAAUGGUGCUUUUGAUUUAUCAUCCAUUACCUCCAUCAAUUAGAUCUCCAAAAAAGAAUUCACCAUUUAAUUCCCUGGCCGAAAUCUAGAAUUAAAAGUUAAAACUCCUGAAUUGUGUCAAUAAUGGAUUGCCACUCUUAACGGUCUCAGAACAGCAACUUCCCCUCAGAGAACAAAGAGAUAAGUCAGCAUGGAUUCAGUAGUUAAGAUGGCAGAUGAAAGUCCCACCAAGUUAUAAAACCACAAGAUUGUGGAUACGUAUACAGCCCAAUAGGCACAAGUCUAUAAGGAGAGGCAACGCAAUUCUCUGCUCAUCGACUUGUCCAAGGGAGAUAAGAAGAUUAAGGAGAAGCAAAACACCCAACAAUUAUCAAAUGAGAAGAUGCUUGAACUAAUUGGUUUGAAAGAAUUCAUCAAAAAUAUGAAUGAGCAAUUUGUCUAUCAAAGAAUGAUCUACGGCUAUUUGGGUAAAAGAAGCAAAGGAAAAGUAAAGUACUUUUAAAAAAGAUGGUUUAUUCUUGUAUCAGCCAAACCUUUGUAUUCAGAUUACAAUGAUGAAAAGAUAUUGCAGGAAUCCCAACUACCCCCCUGGCUAGAAUUAGAUACUAUUACUUAUUUCAAACAGAAGGAAGAAGGGAAACCUCCAAAAGCUAAGGGUGACGUGAAAAUGUUGGAUUGCCAAGAAAUUAUAAUCAAGAAUAUGUCCAAAUCAAAGGAAAGUGGCUACACCUUCAAAUUAAACAUGGGAGACAGAUUAUAUCAUCUGAUGGCUGAUUCUGAAUUAGAACGUACUAAGUGGCAAACUGCCUUGAGUGCAUCUAUCAGGAUAACCAAAGAAAUUAAUAACCCUUUAAAAAUUAAAAUUAAAAAGAACAUUGACCCCUUAAUCCAAUUAUAUGACGAAGAAACUCAAUUGAUAGCAAGAAGAGAAAAGAUUAGACAGAAAUUAGAGUAGGAUAUUGCAGCCAUCUUGAAAGAGGAGGACGUUGAUCUAAAUAAGCUGAUUAGUUAAUUGACUGAUUUGAGAUAAGACAUGUUGGAGUCGAUGUAAGCAAGCAUUGUGAAAGACCCCUAAAGAAAGGACAUUGUAAAGGAAUACACCGACAUUUAUCAUGAAAAGAUAUGCGAAAGGAUUACUAAGUUUUGGGAUCAGAAUUACAUGAAAUUACAAUCUCCAGAAUUAUUACUCAUAGGAUAAUGGUUACAUGAUUAUUUAUUACAGAUGAAGGAUUUCUUUAAUGAUGAUCGCAUUCUCUUGGGAGUUGGAGUGCUUCUGAACAUCUAUGUGAAUCGAUCUCUUGAAAGUAUGGAAUCAGUCAUCUAUUAAAUAAUUGAACAGGAAAGAAUUCAAGAACCAUUCUUGAAUGAUCAAGAAUAACUAGUUACUUAAACUCCAGUUGAUUUGUUCAAGAUUAUAAACGAAGGCUUCGAUAUGGCAUAUAAAUUAUGUUCAUGCAAAGAAACUGUAAUUAGAUUCGGAGGUUUUGGCAAAGUUAUCCUAUAAUAGUAUUAAGGAGGGAUUCAAGAAAUCAUUGAUGAAUAUUAACUCUCCGUUGCUAAGUUUGUUGCCAUAUGUAACAAUACAUUGGCUCUGCAUGAUAAUACAAAACAAUAUUCAAAACGACUCUAAUCUUUUGGCAAUUUAAGUGAUGAAGAGGUUGAAAAAGUAUUUGAUGGACAAAAAAUCACUAAGAAUUUUGUUUAAAUUGCCAGCAAUUGCAGAGAAAGAAUCUUCAUAUUUUAUUUCAGUCGCGUUGGUACUCAUUUUAAAAAGCCUUAUCUCGAAAUUAAGAUCAUAGACACUCUAAAAUCCAUAAUAGAACCAGCCACAGAAGCUUUAUCACAAUUGCACGACAGUUUUAGUAGAAAACUCUGGAAGUAACUCACUGAUUCCAUUAUACUCUACUAUUUUAAUUAGUUCAUUAUUUCUUGCAGCAAGGCAAAAAAGGAAUAAUAAAAUGAAUUCAUUAGAAAAUUAGAAAAUGAUAAAGAAAUCUUAUACUAAGAACUAGAAACAUUUAUAUUUGAGAAGUAAUUAUAAGCAACUCUAAAGCCUUUUGAUGAUAUGAUAUCAUUCUUGAAUGAAGAAUCUCUAAGUAUUUUAGACCCAUGCAAAAGCUUAAGGUAGUAUUUUGGUAGGGCAUUUUCUGAAAAAACUAUCAAGUCUAUUAUGACUCUAAGGUUUGAUUUGGACAAGGAACAAAAGAAAGAUACUAUCGAAAUCUGUAAGAAUCUAAUAGAGGAUAUCAACAAAACCUAACCUAUCGAAGAAGACACUGUUAGAAUAAUGGAUUUCUUGGGUUAAGAGGAUGAAGAGUAAAAUAGCACCCAAAUGCAAUAGCAAGAACAAGUUUAGAGAAGAGCAGAUAUCCGAUUAGAUUUUAAUGACAAUGAAAUUUAAUCAAUCCCUUAACAGUAGUAAAAGCGAACUUCAAUUGAAAAAGAAGAAUUCAUAGAUGAGGGUUAUUUAUAUAAGAAGAAACCGAAAUCAAAGGCAUGGGAUUAUAGAUUUGUUAGAAUUAGAAAAGGGUUUAUGUAUUGGUAUAUCAACUCAAAUUCAAGAGAAGCAUAGAACAAAAUCAAUCUUCAAAGUGUAGAUGAGGUCAUUCCCAACCCUAAAAAGUCUACCAAUUUUAAGAUCUAGUUAGAAGAUUCUAAGAUAUAUAAGUUUAAAACACAAACUAAAGAAGAAUGUGAAUUGUGGAUCAAAACUAUAUUGAAAGAACAGAAUCAAACUGAAGUGGCAAUCAUCACUCUAGAAGCUAUUUAAAUUGGAAACGGGAAAUUGCCAAUCAUCAAAGAUUAUGAUGAAAUAGCCAGGAAGGAAAGACAAAGAUAGAAAUAAGAAGAAAGAAAAAGGAAAAGAAUUGAGAAAGAAAACGAAUUAAAAAAGAAAUAAAUGGAAUUGAAAUUGCUGUAAUAGCAGUAAUUGAAAGAAUUAGGAGAUAAGCCAUAACCUCAUUAAGUAGUAGAUGUAUUUGAAUAACAAAGGAAAUCGGGUGAUUCCUCCAAAAAAACUACUUCUUGUUGGACUUCAUUUUUGAUAGCUUUAGGAGUUGAAAGACCUAAAUGAUUAUUAUCAUAACUAUUGAUAAUAACUAUUUUACAUAAACUUAGAAA
Messenger RNA from Paramecium tetraurelia, 3368 nucleotides. RefSeq lists its product as uncharacterized. Lineage: Eukaryota; Ciliophora; Oligohymenophorea; Peniculida; Parameciidae. The transcript is spliced from 9 exons. The record is from RefSeq and is a predicted model, not a curated record.